UAAUAACGCCCGAAUGAUGAGCUGCUGAGAGCAGGGUGGGCUUAGUCCACCGAUCUGGUGUUUAUAUUGUUUUUUAUUUCAAGCUAAAAACGGAGGAACAUGUGACAACCUAAUGAAUAGGUGUGAUAAAGUAAAUACAUUAGUAGGCUGCUCGAUGGGUUCAUCAGACGGACUGUCCCAGUUUUCGUGCUAAGUAUCCAGCACAAAGGAGAAGCUUUCCACAGGAAUGAGGCUAGAACUGGGAGGCCCAGUGUUGUUCAUCCUGAUUGCUGCUUAGAGAAGGGGCAGAGGCAUGGCCCUGCAGACGUCACCCUUUCCUAAUGGGUGUGUUGCAGGCCUCCAUGCUGUGGGAUGGGCAUUCAUCCUGCCUUGUUUCUGGUUUCUCGAUCGCCUAAUCGCUGUAUGCAAAUCCACCACCCUGGAGAAAAAGCAGCGACUGGAGCAGGAAUGCUACCUCCAACCCCUCAAGGUCUUCUUCGGCUCCAUUACCUUCUUCAUCCUUUUUCUUGCUACAGCCCCCUUGGCCUUCCUCGGGUUUCUGCUCUGGGCUCCUCUUCAGGCCUGCCGCAGACCCUUUUCCUACCACAGAGAGCCAACGUCCUCACCAGAGAAGGAGACACACCGGGGUUUUGAGCUGGUAGGAAAGGCAUCAUUCGGCUUUGCCUCAGCCAACUUGUGUCUUUUGCCUGAUAGCCUGGCUCGCUUUAACAACCUGGGGCACACCCAGCACAGGGCGGCCGCCAUUGGUCAGCGCAUUGUGCAAGGUGUGUGUCGACCCCACAUCCGCAUCUUUGUUGACUCCCCCAGCAGUUGCGGCACUCUCAGCCCCUCCAGCAGCAUACUCCCAGUUAACUCAUCUUCAUACGGGGCCACAGAUAGACAGGGCCAGCCCCCAGUGAGUCACCAUUCAGACUCCGCUGAAGGACAUGUUUCAAUCCCUAAGUCCAAUAGUCGUGUAGUUUGUGUGCCCUGUGAUGAUACAGAAGACCCCUUAUCUGACCAACCCUCUCCGCUCCUCAAUUCCAACCAGAACUCCAACCAGCAGGGCCGAAUGGGUCACCGUAGCGCUCCCCGAGCUUUGCUCUCCCAGGGUCUCCGCCAGCAGGAUGAUGUACCCUGGGAGGUGUCGUCUUUGUUUCCAGCCAAUGUGGAUAUACUGUGCCUAGAGGAGGUGUUUGAUAAGAGGGCUGCACAGAAGCUCACCCAAACACUAAGGCCCAUGUAUGGACACAUAUUGUAUGACAUUGGUGUUUAUGCCUGUCAGCCACCAUGCAAAUGCUCCUCUUUCAAGUUCUUCAACAGUGGUCUGUUCCUUGCCAGCCGAUUCCCAGUACUUGAGGCCCAGUACCACUGCUUUCCUAAUAGUCGUGGGGAAGACGCACUGGCUGCUAAGGGCCUCCUUUCUGCUAAGGUGCUAAUCGGGCAGAAUCCGAAACAGAAGAAAGUGGUUGGCUAUUUUAACUGCACACACCUUCAUGCACCAGAGGGUGAAGGGGAAAUUCGGUGUGAGCAGUUGAACAUGGUGACCAAGUGGAUUGGUGAUUUUCAAGCUGCCAACAGACAACCUGAUGAGGACAUUGUUUUUGAUGUGCUCUGUGGUGAUUUCAACUUUGACAACUGCUCACCUGAUGACAGCCUGGAACAGAGUCACUGUCUGUUUGAGGAAUACAAAGAUCCUUGCCGGGCAGGGCCUGGAAAAGAGAAGCCAUGGGUCAUUGGUACUCUACUGGAGCAGCCCACAUUGUAUGAAGAUGACAUAAACACCCCAGAGAAUCUACAAAGAACUUUGGAGAGAGAAGAGCUAAGAAAACAGUAUAUCUCCCCUCCUGUUCCUGCAGAGGGCCGUCCAUUGGUUUACCCUGAGACUGGUCAGCCAUGGAUCGGACGUCGGAUCGACUAUAUCCUGUACCGCGAAAACUCCAUUUCAAAACACUGCCGAACAGAAAUUGAAGAGGUGACCUUCAUAACCCAGUUGGCUGGCCUCACAGACCAUAUUCCGGUGGGCUUGAGACUGAAUGUAAUAAUGGACUCUGACUGUGUUGAUGAAUGAGGACUAAUGUGAGCGCAGCUUCACAACAAAACAAAGGGAACAAAGUGUACGAAAAUGUACAUUCCUGUGAUCCAUACAGGCAUUUUAAUGUUUCGUUUACAUACUUGAAUUUGUGAUUUCAGUGUACUGACCAAUGACUUUACCCCUCAGGUGGAAUUAAUAUGGGUUUCUUGAAAUUUUAUAAUGUAAACAAUUUUAUGCAUUAAGGCUUGUUUAGGCCAGAGAUAUUGAUUUUGUAAAACAAUAUAUUUUUAGAAUUUUUCAUUCUUACAUUUUUCCUACAGAAAUAAAUAACAAGAAUGAAUUUUA
Lates calcarifer (barramundi perch) is the source of this 2359-nucleotide messenger RNA. It is a transcript of the gene smpd5, whose product is annotated as sphingomyelin phosphodiesterase 5. Gene Ontology annotation, molecular function: sphingomyelin phosphodiesterase activity. The coding region runs from base 293 to 2050 and encodes 585 amino acids. The record is from RefSeq and is a predicted model, not a curated record. Gene Ontology annotation, biological process: sphingomyelin metabolic process. The transcript is spliced from 8 exons. Gene Ontology annotation, cellular component: cytoplasm; extracellular region. NCBI's taxonomy places the organism in Eukaryota, Metazoa, Chordata, Actinopteri, Centropomidae.